AUGGCAAUUUUAAUACUGACUAUUGCCGUUGAUGGUGACAAUCUUCUUCUUACAGCUGUUCCUCCACCUGCCAAAAGCCAUCCAGGAGUCGGCCCAAAGCACCAGCCAACCUUAGAUGGAUCGAAGCAUCAGGACACAUCAAAACCUGCCUGGCUUUUAGCUCUGGAAAUAGUGACAGGAACCAUGGUUGGUUCUCUCUGUAUCAUUGCUCUUCUCACUGCUCUUCAGAGAUGCAAAAGCAAAUCUUCUAUCAUAAUCCCUUGGAAAAAAUCAGCAAGUGAGAAGGAACAUAUGCAAGUAUACAUAGAUUCUGAGAUGUUGAAGGAUGUAUUUAGAUUCAGCAGGCAAGAGCUUGAAGUAGCAUGUGAAGAUUUCAGCAACAUAAUAGGCUCCUCACCAGAUAGUUUAGUCUACAAAGGCACUAUGAAAGGUGGGCCCGAGAUUGCUGUGAUAUCCCUAUGCAUCAAAGAGGAGCAUUGGAUGGGCUAUCUCGAGCUCUAUUUUCAGAAGGAGGUGGCAGAUUUGGCAAGAUUAAAUCAUGAGAAUACAGGAAAAUUACUGGGCUAUUGUCGAGAGAGCUCUCCAUUUACAAGAAUGCUGGUUUUUGAAUAUGCAUCAAAUGGAACACUCUAUGAGCACCUUCAUUAUGGAGAAGGAUGCCAAUUAUCAUGGACGCGGCGCAUGAAGAUUAUUAUAGGGAUUGGCCGUGGCCUAAAAUAUCUGCACACAGAACUUGAUCCACCAUUUACCAUAUCCGAGUUAAAUUCGAGUGCUGUGUAUAUCACAGAAGAUUUUUCUCCCAAGCUAGUUGACUUUGAAAGUUGGAAGUCAAUUCUUUCAAGAUCAGAAAAGAACUCAGGCUCCAUUGGCAGCCAAGGUGCCAUCUGUGUUCUUCCAAAUUCUCUGGAGGGACGCCAUCUAGAUGUUCAAGGCAACGUUUAUGCAUUUGGUGUACUUUUGCUGGAGAUUAUGAGUGGGAGACCUCCAUACUGCAAGGACAAGGGUUGCUUGGUUGAAUGGGCUAGGGACUAUCUUGACCUACCAGAAGCAAUGUCAUAUGUGGUGGAUCCUGAGUUGAAACAUUUCAGAUAUGAUGACCUUAAAGUCAUAUGUGAGGUGGUGAAUCUUUGCAUUCAUCCCGAACCCACCAAGCGGCCAUCCAUGCAAGAACUGUGCACCAUGUUGGAGACCAAAAUUGACACAUCCAUAUCUUCCGAGCUUAAGGCAUCUUCUCUGGCGUGGGCUGAGCUUGCACUUUCAUCGUGAUUGAGUUAUGAAACCUAACACACUGCAAAUCUGAAAUAUACAACUGUAAUUCUCCUUUCCUUCCUCAAUUUUUUUGUUUUAUCGGGUUCUUUGUAAAUGCUUGCAUGCUAAAAGAAACAUAGAGCUUCAUGCAUGGCAAAUCCUCUUUGUAUACCAUUGGUUGAUCAGUAAAGUUCUGAAAUUUCUGAACACGAUUAAGGUCUUGUUAGUAAAGGAUGACUAUUUUCUCCUCUU
Messenger RNA from Vitis riparia (riverbank grape), 1500 nucleotides. Its product is annotated as probable LRR receptor-like serine/threonine-protein kinase At1g63430. The record is from RefSeq and is a predicted model, not a curated record. The transcript is spliced from 6 exons. Gene Ontology annotation, biological process: protein phosphorylation. Lineage: Eukaryota; Viridiplantae; Streptophyta; Magnoliopsida; Vitales; Vitaceae. Bases 1 to 1266 code for a protein of 421 amino acids. Gene Ontology annotation, molecular function: ATP binding; protein kinase activity.